Enterobius vermicularis (human pinworm) is the source of this 2064-nucleotide messenger RNA. The record is from the annotation of a GenBank genome assembly. Lineage: Eukaryota; Metazoa; Nematoda; Chromadorea; Rhabditida; Oxyuridae.
AUGGAGAAUGACAGACGGGCAGGAAUGCGUAAUUGGUCAGUUGAAGCUCGUGAUCGGCAGGUUCAUGCCGUUAGCCCAAUGCAUUUGCAAGAAAGUCGCCUGAUUAAUUCGCUGUUGAACGAAGCGCAAAAUAUAUCAAAAUCAAAUAACAAAAUAAAUACGCAAAGUAAUGGAUGCGAGCCUGAUAAAGGAAACCCUUCUGAAUUACAGAAGAUGCUUGAGAAAUACCAAACUACUGUUUUACAUAAACAGCAGCAGCAGCAUCAGCAAAACCAGCAAGAGCAGCAGCAGUUACAACAAAGGAUUGGAAAUAGUCAAAAUUCACAUGAAAUCAUCAGAAGCUUUGGAAGUGCGUCACCUGCUGUACAGAUACAUAAUACUCAAAUGAGCCAUUCCCAACCAUGCCUCGUCACUGCCCUUAGUGAAAAAGUUGGAGUUCCUGGUGCUUCUGCGCCCCCAUCAUAUCCCCAGGCGUCGUCUUCCUUUGAUUCUUCGAAAGUUCGAGAAACUGCAAAUUUUAAAACACAGCUUGCUUCAACGCAAAGGAUACUGGGCUUAUUACACGAAAAAAAUGCUGCGCUAAAGCAGCAGUGCGAUUAUUUAAAUAAAAAAGCUCUUCGACUUCAGAAGCUGGAAGCUGUGUGCAAAACCAUAGAGAAUGAAUAUGAAAACCUAACGGCUCAGAAAGAACGGCAGGAAGAGCUGGAAAAGGCUCAUCGAGCGAAAAUGGAAGCACAGCUUGCCAAACUGUAUAACGAAAAUAAAAUGUUACAUCAACGAGUAGAAGAGCUUGGACAGUGGCUAAGAAUGGAUCAUCCUAAUGAGCAAGUCUUAAGAGUUAUAAACGAAAUGAUCCCGCAAAAUGAAGAACUUCGAAAGUGCAAAGAACGGCAGAGAAUGGAUAUUGAAGCUUUAGAAGUAACGUUAAAGGAUCAGAGAAACCAUAUACAGAUAUUAGAAAAAGCUUUGACGAAUGCUCAGGAGAAGGUUUGGAGAAAGGAGAAGGAGGUUAAUGAACUGAGCGGAAACGUUCAAAAAGCUUUUUCUUUACAGAAAGCCCUUGAUAAAAUGAAAGGUGAGAUGCAAGCUCGAGAGGCAGAGUGGAAUCGCCAAAGGACACAGUUAGAAAUGGAGAACGCGCAGCUGAAAAUGCAGUUAACAAAAGAGUGUGUUCUGUUAGGUGUUAAGAAGGGGACGAUUGCGCGAAGCCCUGAUAAUGACGAGUUACUGCAGCUUAAGAAAACUCUUCAUGCCAGUGAUGCGAGGGUAACUGAGCUGAAAAAGAAGAUCGCUGAAAUGGAAUCUAAACAUCUCGAGGAGCUUCAGCGAAGGGCAACGCAGAUUGAUGCUUUGACAACGAAAGUAAAGGAGCUCGAAGAAGAAAUUACGGAUAAAGAUGAAAAAGUUGCUGAGUUAGAGAAAGAAAAUGAAUUACUCAAUGAAAAGUUGGAAAAUGAAAAGAAGAAUUCGAAGAAGCGGCUAACAAAGUUGGAGAAGGAACUGGAAAGAACUCGGAACAGCGAUGAAAGAAGAUUUCGUGAAGACAUGGCCAAAAUGGAGGAAAUGAGAUUGAAGAUUGCUGAUCGCCGAUGCUUUACAGCCGAUCGACUGCGUUGCAGGAUUAACAGUCAUUGUCGCACUUCGUCUGGCAGUUUUGGAGUAUGUCAAAGUCAUGCCCGAACUCACUCAGCUGCUGCGUUGAUACCUGGUUCUGUACCUAUUAGCUUAGCAAGUACGAGUUCAUCCCCUCCUGAGGGUCCAUUAGAUCUGUCGAGUAGCAGUACUAGCGCUUUGAAAAGAGAUUCUGACGGUCUCUUAAGCUUUGACGACGUUGCAAUAAACCCAUCUUCAGUGACUGAUUUGUCCACUCGACGGAUGAGGCAUAUCAGGAGGCCAAAAUGUUGCGUGCCUAUAGUGCAAGAUAAUCGCCUUAUAUCUUCUUUGUAUUCUUUAAAUCUGGAAGAAACUUCGAUGGAUGAGUCGGAUAAAGAAAGUGUCAAAGAUAGUGGGAUUGUGAAGGAUGAGGAGUUUCAGAAAUCUGCAGAGGAAACCUGGGAUGUGUGA